This is a messenger RNA of Brienomyrus brachyistius, 3882 nucleotides long. RefSeq names its product zinc finger protein 567-like. Gene Ontology annotation, biological process: regulation of DNA-templated transcription. Gene Ontology annotation, molecular function: DNA-binding transcription factor activity, RNA polymerase II-specific; RNA polymerase II cis-regulatory region sequence-specific DNA binding. NCBI's taxonomy places the organism in Eukaryota, Metazoa, Chordata, Actinopteri, Osteoglossiformes, Mormyridae. The transcript is spliced from 5 exons. The coding region runs from base 1619 to 2932 and encodes 437 amino acids. The record is from RefSeq and is a predicted model, not a curated record.
GUGCAAGGUCAUAGAUAUCCUGGUGUAAAAUUCAGGCCAUCGGAAGGCAUGGAAUGCCAUUCCAUUGCAUGGUGUAUGCACAGACGCACAGUAUUUUAAUAACACCAACACAGUACAGUAAAAUGAUUGUGUUAUGAUAUGUGUCUGUGGUUAGAUCAAUCGGAGGAAAUAGAUUUUUCUUUCUCGUUGAUUUCAUCAUUGUAAUGCCACAGGUCAUUUAAAAACUGAUAUGAAAAUGUGGCUGAGGGUUUAGUGUGUUUGUCACCAAGUAAAUCAUUAUCGGAAUGGGCCGCUUGAUUUUUUUUUUUUUUUUUUGCUGACCCUCCCAAUCUGUGAUUUCUAGCUCCGCUGUUGGAUUGAACCAUCUGCCUUGGAGGUGUGAGGCUAUGCUGUUAUCCCCUAAGGCAGGGUUUCCCUGUUCAGUCCCCGGGGAACCCCAGACGGUCUGUGUUUUCGCUCCCUCCCUAGCACUCCACUGUUUGUCGGGACUGUCUGAUAGAGUUGGAAGGGAGAGAAAAACGUGGACUGUCUGAGGGGUGUCCGAGGAGCAGGUUGAGAAAUGCUACACCAAGCCACCCUGACACACUUGUAUGAGCUGCAUCUUUUUGAAUCUUACACCUAUUCUUUAUCCACUUCUAUAAGUAUCAGCAAAUCGACUGCAGUAAAUACCAGUUUAACCAGCACCAGGAAAAUUCAAUGAACUACUUGCAUACAUAAACCAACCUUCUAAGUGUCACCUGCUUCCUAGUUGGUCUUUCUGUAAUAUGCAAAUUUGUCGCACUAUAAUCAUUUCCUUUUAUAUAUACAGCCAGUCCCUGGGUUGAGAACAUCCGACUUACGAACACCUCGUACAUACAAACGGACUGUCAUGAAGUCUGUUAUAUUAAAAAUUCAGGUUAAAUAGAAUGGUUCGUAAUAAAAAACCCGCUACUUUGGGAUUCUCCUGAAAACAUUGCGCGGCUUCAGUUAUUCAUCAGAUCGAGGUAAAGUACAGUAUCGUCUGUAGUUACUGUUAUUAUUACUGUAUAAUUAUUAUGUAUUUCAUUAUUUUUCGGACUUGCCUACAAAUUAGACUUGGAGACAUCUCAGGUAAAGGAUCUCGCCCGUAACCCGGACACUGCCUGAAAUCAAAUUGUUCUUUACACAUACAUAGGUUUCGUUAUACAUUUCUUUCAGGAAUACAGAGGUAAAAAUCUUGUUUGGCCAGGAACAACCGAAUCAACUUAACAAGAACAACAACUUCUUGUUACCCAUUGCCCUAUAAAAUUCAAAGUUGUUAUAUUGUAUAUUGAUAUAUCAUUUACAUUGUAUUAAACAUAUUAAUAUAUCAGUUAUUGGUCUUAAAUUAAAAUUAAGCUACAUGUGUAAAUUGACUAAUAAAAAGAAUAAAUUAAAAACGUAAAGGUAUUAGUUUCAUUAGUAUAUCUGUCUACUUUUGCUGCAGCAGUAAUUAAUUACCUACACACAAUUUCCGGAGUAAAUUGUAUUUAACAAUAUGUGACGAGUAGAAGAAUCCCCCAAGUGACCACCGGAAAUGACGUAUGAUGUUUCUGGAAAGACGGAAGUAAGGAGCAUCUGAAAUCUAAGGAAUGAACUGGUGGCGCAGUUGUCCUCAAUUAUGGGGAUGUUCACAGAAGCGGCGGUGGUGGAGAUCGUAAAAGUUGUGCAGGAGAGCUCUUCGGCGUUUCGCUUACGGAUGUGUCGGAGUCAGGAGGAGAUCGAGGAGCUGAAGACGAAGCUGCUUCUUGUGGAGACCGAACUGAAAUGCGCCCGGCAGUGCGCAGUGGAAGCGGCAUGCAGACCUGUCAGCCGGUGCUGCGUUGGGGUACAGACCGGCGAUCAAGUCGGGGCUAUGCAGAAAGAAGAGAAACAUUGCCCCUCGACAGAGGGUGUCUUGGGGAAGAACUACUUCCUGGGCUUAUGCAAUGAUGGAGCGCUGUGUGCUGUGGAGGACGAAGGAGGGGCCAGCUGCCCUGGAAGAAUGAGGAACAAGCCUACAAAAAUCAAUGAGCAAAUUAAAGAAGAAGUGGACAGUAAUCUCCCACCGGAAGCAUUUGAGGGAAUUCAGGAGUUAAAAAUACACGGAGCUAUUGCCGAGGACCAAAGUUCAGCUGAGCUGCAGCCCUCUGAGGAAUCCGACAAUCAGCCCAGACUUUCCGAAGACCCAGAGAAGCCUGAUGUUUAUCUCAGACUGAAAGAGUAUGAAAAGGACAAAGAAUCCAUAUAUACAAGUGGGCAUUUUGCCUUCAGCAAGACCUUUGAGAGUGCAUACAUCAAUGAGGCCACUAGCAGUGAAGGUCGCAUGGCAACACAAGUUAUUUGCACCCCUUGUGAGAGGACUUUGGAGAAUUUUGAUCAGUUAGAAACAUACCUGCCAGAUCAUUCAGAUGACAGACCGUUCAUUGGGACCGGCCCUAGAAAGGGUUUAAUGGUAGGACGACAGUUUGAAGGCCACCGGGUUGAUUGUAUGGGAGAGAAGAUGUACAGCUGUGAGGUGUGUGGGAGGAAUUUUGAGCGGGAAUACGAUCUGAGCGUUCACAAAUGCAUUCACACAAAAACGAAGCCAUACGAGUGUGACGAAUGUGGGAAGCACUUUGCUCAGAAACAGAAUCUUUUAAGGCACAAAGAAAUCCAUAAUGACAGUGAAACAGCGGGGGUGGCUAAUUUUACUUGUGCACAGUGUGGGAAGAACUUCACCUCCAAGCGAUACCUUAAAGCCCACCAGUUUCUUCACACAGGAGAAAAGCCAUUCAUCUGCACAGUGUGUGGUAAGACCUUCUCUCACAAAUGUAAUCUUUAUUCACACCUUCGGACUCACACCGGAGAGAAGCCAUUCUGCUGCAGUGAAUGUGGGAAAUGUUUCGCUCAGCUGGGUCACCUAAGGAGACACAUGUCUGUCCACAACACGAAGAGAAUAUGCCUUACAGGUUAGAGUUUUUUUAAAGAGAAGUCUUUAAUUUCACUGGUAGGUUUAUUUUAACAGAAAAAGAUUCCAUUAUGUAACAAUUAAUCUCUAUUUGCCAUCUAUCUAGAAGUACUUAUUUGAUCCCCUACAAACCAGUUAUCACUUUCUCAGCAAGCUCCUUGCUGAAGCCCGUUCCAAGGUUAACAGUCUGACGUCCUUAGACAGCUCUUUGGUAAUUCCCAUGGUGAUAAGGUUGAAGAUGUAGACAGGUUAGUGACCCAAGAAUACGGUUUAACAAAGUAAUGCCGUUAAGUGUGAAAGCUGCUUGGUGUCGGUUAAUAAAUAAAUAAGUGCUACUUGUGCUGUGUUAGUGCACAUGAACUUGACCUUAUUUCUUGCUGGCUUGUAGGGGAAUUAUUUCUCUAGAUAGAUGACAGAUUAGUUUAUAACUGUUACAUAAUGAUUUUUUUCUUGCUUGUUUUGUUGAUUAUUUAUCUUUCGCCGUUAAAUAAAGCUACCAAUGAAAUUACAGAUUUCUCAUUUCUUUAUUAUUGGGUCAGCUGAAGGAUUCAGCAGGGGGGUCAAAUAAUUAUUUCCCUCACCGUACUAUAGCCACAUUAUUGUACAAUUUUGAGCGAAUGAACAGGACAGAAGGAGCCAUGUCUGGAGCGGCAUACAGUAAAUAUUAUACUUUAGGAUAUAUACACUGCAUUGUCACAGACACAAGAUGGGCAAAUGAUGCUUUAACCAUUUUUCAAAGACGAGCUUGCUAACAAAUGACUGAUACAGUUAGUCUAUAGAUACAAGAAAAUAGACUAGUCUGUAUGUUCAGUUAGCGUAUUUUAGAAUUUUAAAGCUGAUAUGGAGCAGCCUUUUCCAUGAUUCAUUCCUUUGUUAUCCUUGUACUUUUGACAGGCAUUGUGUGUUACUCUUACAGUGCUGAAGCAAUAAAUCUGCAAGCGUUGCUUGAGUGUGAA